CGGCUGGCUGCUCAGGGCAGGAACCGCGUCCCCAGGCUUCCCUCCACGCAGGCGUACUGACGCGACCCCGCUUCCGGCGGCCCCUCCCCCGCAGUCCGCGAAAAGUGGCGCGCAGGCUGCGGGCCCCCGCCGGCCGGAGAGGUUUCUGGGUUGGAUCGGACCAAGUCCUGAUGGCCGGGGGACGGCGUGAGACCAGGGACACGCACGGCUCAGACUUUCUGAGGGACCAACGCGAUUAACUACGCUACUCUCAUCACCUACGCCUUGGGAGCGGGAAAAUAACGGAGUCUCCCACGUGCAGGGAAAAGCAGCGAUCCUGACCUCUGCCGCGGAGAAUUAACCCCAGUCCCUUGACUCCAUAGCUCCGCCCCCGUCCCGUGUCCUAGCUGAUUGGCCCGGAGCUGGAGGGCGCCGCCGCAGUAGCGAGAUACUAGCCGGCGGGGAAGGAGGAGGCAGUCUGUAGCUCGAGCCUGUGAGGCGCUCUAUAGCGGAGCGGACAGCUGGUUGGCGCUUGGACCACGCCGCAGCAGCAGGUCCCUCCACGUGCUUUCGGCGGCGCCAUGGAACUGGAGGAGUCGGGGAUCCGUGAGGAAUGUGGUGUGUUCGGGUGCAUCGCUUCUGGAGACUGGCCCACGCAGCUAGAUGUGCCACAUGUGAUCACUCUGGGACUCGUGGGGCUUCAGCACCGAGGUCAGGAGAGCGCUGGUAUUGUGACCAGUGAUGGGAGUUCAGUGCCUAAAUUCAGGGUGCAUAAGGGAAUGGGCCUUGUAAAUCAUGUUUUUACCGAAGACAAUUUGAAGAAAUUGUAUGUCUCAAAUCUUGGAAUCGGACAUACGCGGUACGCCACCACAGGGAAGUGUGAGCUGGAAAAUUGCCAGCCGUUUGUUGUUGAGACUCUGCAUGGGAAAAUAGCUGUGGCCCAUAACGGAGAGCUGGUGAACGCAGCUCGGCUGAGGAAGAAGCUUCUGCGGCAUGGUAUUGGGCUUUCCACAUCCUCCGAUAGUGAAAUGAUUACCCAGUUACUCGCAUAUACCCCUCCUCAGGAACAAGAUGAUACUCCAGACUGGGUAGCAAGAAUUAAGAACUUAAUGAAGGAAGCGCCCGCAGCCUACUCCCUGGUCAUAAUGCACAGGGACGUCAUUUACGCAGUGCGAGAUCCAUACGGAAAUCGUCCUCUAUGCAUCGGCCGUCUUAUGCCAGUUUCUGACAUAAAUGACAAAGAGAAAAAGUCUUCAGAGACUGAAGGAUGGGUGGUGUCCUCAGAGUCUUGCAGCUUUUUAUCUAUUGGUGCGAGAUAUUGCCAUGAAGUGAAGCCUGGGGAAAUUGUAGAAAUAUCCAGACAUGGUGUCAGAACUCUUGAUAUAAUUCCAAGGUCUAAUGGAGACCCAGUGGCUUUUUGUAUCUUCGAAUAUGUUUAUUUUGCAAGACCAGAUAGUAUGUUUGAAGACCAGAUGGUUUAUACGGUAAGGUACCGGUGUGGCCAGCAGCUGGCAGUUGAAGCACCAGUGGAGGCGGACCUGGUCAGCACAGUUCCAGAAUCUGCCACGCCUGCGGCCCUGGGGUAUGCGACAAAGUGUGGGCUGCCAUAUGUGGAGGUGCUGUGUAAGAACCGGUAUGUAGGAAGAACCUUCAUUCAGCCAAACAUGAGGCUAAGACAACUUGGGGUUGCAAAGAAAUUCGGCGUGUUGUCUGACAACUUUAAAGGCAAAAGAAUUGUUCUCAUAGAUGAUUCCAUUGUGAGAGGCAAUACUAUCUCACCCAUCAUAAAACUCCUCAAAGAAUCCGGUGCAAAGGAGGUACACAUUCGAGUCGCUUCGCCACCAAUAAAACAUCCGUGCUUCAUGGGAAUAAACAUUCCUACAAAAGAAGAGCUUAUAGCCAAUAAGCCCGAAUUUGAGUAUCUUGCAGAGUACCUUGGAGCAAACAGCGUUGUGUAUCUGUCAGUGGAAGGACUAGUUUCGUCUGUGCAACAAGAAAUAAAGUUCAAGAAGCAGAAAGUUAAAAAGCGUGAUAUCACAAUUCAAGAAAAUGGAAAUGGUCUGGAGUAUUUUGAGAAGACGGGACACUGUACGGCUUGCCUCACUGGCCAGUACCCUGUGGAUCUGGAAUGGUAGCUGCCUGGACCGAUGUGCUGCUUCCAGACUGAAAGGUCAUCAAGAAGUGGUUUACAUGUGUUCCUCAGUUGGUACAAAAUGGACACCACUUGCUUAUGUAUUAUACCUUAAGUUUUGAGAUUUUCUGAGGUCACUGAAUUGCUAUAAUUGAAUCAUAAAGAUUACAUGUAAUGCGACAUGUGGGGAUUCUUUUUGUAUAAGGACUGACUUUUCACCCAAGAGAAGGCAGGAAGUGGCAUUUCCCAGACCCAUGCUUGAAUGGUUCUAAAGAGGUGAGAUAGGGAGGUUGUGUGCCCAGGACAGGAAGCUUUAUAAAGUUUCAUGAAAAGCUUGAAUUCAUUGUGCCCCAUAUGUAUCUAGUCUAUGCAGUCAAGUCUGCAGUUAUGGCCUUGGUCUUUGAUUCUUCCACCCCAUACACACAUGUAUGGCUCUGGGGACCAGUGUACAACUCCUAAAAAAUGAAAACCUAUGUGGAAAGCUGAGGCAGGAGAGUCCUGAGUUCAAGGCCAACCUGGGUUUUCCUGUCUCAAGAUAAAGAACCUCUUUCUGUGCCUCGGACUCCACAUCUGUUUCCUAAGUCAUUCAUAAACUUAAUGCUUAGCGGGAACUUGUGUGUUUGUCUGGGAGGCUUAGAGCUGCCGUUUUACCCCUGCUUCUUUACCAUGCAUGGUCAGUAGCUUCAGAAGCUAAUGGUAAUUAGCUUUCACUAAAUUAGUUUUCAGUUUCCUUGUGAUGGAGGUUUGCAGACCUUUUCCAUCUCUUUGGGAUAUACCAGAACGACUGAGAAAUCUAUCUGGAGCCCUGUUUUUCUACACUUGACAGAAAAUAUUUAGCCUAGCAAAUAACUUAGUAAGUACAUUGGAAAGAGAAAAUUUUAAUUUCAAGUAAGCCUUUAUCCUUGAUUUGAUUAAACUUGGCUGUUUGAAUGAGUGCUUGAUCAUUUACAGAACUGUGUACUUGUAUACAUGUAUGCAUUUGGUUUAAACAGAGGGAAUAGAGACACAGUAGGGCCGAUUUUGUUUAAAGGCUGAGGGGACAGCCACUGUUUGGGGAAUUAGAUUGCCUGUACCCAAGCGUUAGCUCAUGAUCAUGUUUUUUCUAAUUUUUUUUGUUAGGUCUAGUGACAUUUUUAAUUUUUUUAUGAUGCAGAUUUAGUGGAUUGAGGUGAUUUACUAACUCCUGUUUGUGUGGGAUUUUUCACAUGGAAAAAUAAUUGUCUCUAUAUUGCCAAAAUUUGCUACUUUCCAAACCCACUUAGAAAUAUAAUAUUUAUUAAAAACUGAAAUCAUUAGUCCACAUUUGGUAUAUAGUGUGGUGUGUCACAUAUGGCAGGUCAAAAUAAACUGUUAGGACUUCGAGGUCAUGUGCUGCGUGCGGUGCCUGAGGUUGUCCUGUGGCAUAGACACAGGCUGGCCUUUCACAGCCCUGGGGCCAUUUUAGUGGGUGCAACCUCCUGUGUUACAUGCAUUGUGUGUAAUGGCGGCGUGGAGGGGUAAGGCCGUUAGGUCAGUUUUUAAAUGGCCUUAUUUAAAUUUGAUGUUUUACAAAGAAACUCAGGGAAGGUACUACAACCAAAAUCUCUAAUUUGACUUUUGUGUUCCACAGUUUUUAUUUUGUUUUAUUGGAAUACUUUUAUAAAGGGAAAUAAUAACCAUGGUCGUUUGUACAACUUUCUUAAUUAUUUCUUCAUUGUUACCUUUUAUUUUACAAGUUUCUGAAUAUGGAUUAAAUUAACAUUUUACCAGUUUCAAGCCUUAUUUUAUCUGCUUUAAAUGUAUAUAACUAGAGUACUAUAUGCUGAAAAGAUGAAAAAUGUGUUUGAAGACAGUUAACGUCCUAAACUAAUGUAAGCCUACUUUUUGUUUUGUAUGUGCCUGUGUGGUUUUUUGUUUUUUUGCAACAAAUAUAUGUAAUAAACGUGU
Molecule: messenger RNA, 4036 nt
Organism: Rattus norvegicus (Norway rat)
Lineage: Eukaryota; Metazoa; Chordata; Mammalia; Rodentia; Muridae
Gene: Ppat
Product: phosphoribosyl pyrophosphate amidotransferase
Exons: 11
Coding region: 561-2114 (517 amino acids)
Biological process (GO): purine nucleobase biosynthetic process; 'de novo' IMP biosynthetic process
Molecular function (GO): amidophosphoribosyltransferase activity
Source: RefSeq, marked provisional